Molecule: messenger RNA, 1280 nt
Organism: Helianthus annuus (common sunflower)
Lineage: Eukaryota; Viridiplantae; Streptophyta; Magnoliopsida; Asterales; Asteraceae
Product: agamous-like MADS-box protein MADS2
Exons: 8
Coding region: 321-1073 (250 amino acids)
Biological process (GO): positive regulation of transcription by RNA polymerase II
Cellular component (GO): nucleus
Molecular function (GO): DNA-binding transcription factor activity, RNA polymerase II-specific; protein dimerization activity; RNA polymerase II cis-regulatory region sequence-specific DNA binding
Source: RefSeq, a predicted model, not a curated record
CAACAAAAACAACACCAACCCUAAAUUUCAUAUCUGGGUCUCAAUUACACAACAACAAAAAGAUCAUCAAAACCCUAAAGUUUUUUUUAUUUUUUUUUUUUCAAGAUUAAAAGCAAACCCAUCUUUGUAUAUGUGCUUUUUUGUUCAAAAUUUUCAAGAUUUUAUGUAUAAUCUUGUUGCAGUAUCAUAAUAAUCAUCAUCAAAUUUCAUAAUCUUUUAAUUUGGUCAUAAAGCACUUAUCCUUUUUUACCCAUUGAUCUGAUUCAAGUGGGUGGUGAUAAAGAUUUUUUUUUUUUUUACUUUUUUUAUUUUGAAGAAUUAUGGGUAGGGGGAGAGUUGAGCUUAAGAGGAUUGAAAACAAGAUAAACAGGCAAGUGACUUUUGCAAAAAGAAGAAAUGGACUGCUGAAGAAAGCAUAUGAACUCUCUGUACUUUGUGAUGCUGAGGUGGCUCUUAUUAUCUUCUCCAACCGUGGGAAGCUUUAUGAGUUCUGCAGCACCUCCAACAUGAUCAAGAUGCUUGAAAGGUAUCAGAAUUGCACCUAUAGUUCGAUGGAAGUUAACCGAUCUGCCAAUGAUGCCGAGCAAAGCAGCUACAAAGAGUACAUAAAACUGAAAGCUAAAUACGAGUCGCUCCAACAAUACCAAAGGCAACUUUUUGGGGAAGACUUGAACCCGCUAAAUCUGAAAGAACUUGAGCAACUCGAGCGCCAACUUGACUCUACUCUAAGGCAAAUCCGGUCCAUAAGGACUCAAUCAAUGCUGGAUCGGCUUUCGGAACUUCAAGUUAAGGAAAGGAUGUGGCUUGAAGCUAACAAAGGUUUGCAAAAUAAACUAGAAGAAUAUUAUGCAGAAAACCAAGCAGGACCAUCAUGGGCAGGAGGUGAACAUGUAAAUUCAUUUGGGCAACACCAUCAGAACCAGGAACAACAUCCUCCAGAUCAUGAAGGUUUCUUUCAGCCUCUUGACUGCACAAAUUUGCAAAUCGGGUAUAAUGCAAUAGGUUCAAGCCAAAUGACAGCAUCAACAAGUGGGCAGAAUGUGAAUGGAAUAAUCCCUGGAUGGAUGCUUUGAAUUUGACUUUGCCUUGACUUUGACUUUUGCAUGGUCAAUGGAGCAACAAACCAGUCACAUUUAUCCUUUUUUGUGAUAUAAAAUCUACAAUAAACAGGAUCUUUAAUAAUUUUGGAUGUAUUUUGGAGACAUGUAAGAACCAACCCUUUUUCUUCAAAGUUGUUUUUUGUUUGCACAUUUUAGGGUGGUUAACCUCUUUCUCCUGAA